Messenger RNA from Alternaria postmessia, 1848 nucleotides. RefSeq lists its product as uncharacterized. The transcript has a single exon. The record is from RefSeq and is a predicted model, not a curated record. Lineage: Eukaryota; Fungi; Ascomycota; Dothideomycetes; Pleosporales; Pleosporaceae. Gene Ontology annotation, cellular component: nucleus; cytoplasm. Bases 1 to 1848 code for a protein of 615 amino acids.
AUGCAAGGCUUGCCCGGUAGUCCUUUCCAGUCAUCACAGAGGGGUUUCUCCAUCUCCACUAUGCAGAGUACAGAGAGCGAGGCAACUGAGAUGAACCCCAGCGACGCUCAGGCUGAGAUAUUGCGCAGGGUCAGUAGAAGAAAUGACGCGUCAAGUCAGACGGGUCUCUCGUCUUUCAAGAAAAGCUUCUCACUUAAAAGGGCAGCCACUUCGGCAAAACCAGCUAGUGGACCGUCACAGGACACGUUGACUGACGUUCUUGAAGAAGUUGCUGCAGAAGGUAGCCUUUCUCUCGUCAAAGCAGUCAUUAGUAUGGGAGCCGAUCCUAUAUAUCGAUCAAUCGGUAAAUUGAAAAGACUGAAGCACGAAGCUUUAGCAAAGGCUACCUUGAGUGGACGAGCAAAAGUGGUCGACUAUCUUUUGAGGGAAGGGGCCACUUACGGAGAGACCGCGAAGAGAAGUGACUAUACUCCAAUGGAUCGCGCGAUGCUUGCAGCUGCCUACAAAGGGCACGCGGAUCUCAUCAACUGCCUCGUAGCGUCGCAUGGAGUAAACCCAAUGGUUGAGCAAUGGCCGAGGGAGAUGUAUGACGCCCAACACUACUGGGCGGAAAACCAAGUCAGACUUGCGAAAACUAGCCUCCUCGAUGGCCUUUCUAAAUGGAAGAACGUUGAUCAAGGCACAAACACACUAAAACUCAUUAUGCAGCAUGAAAAGUUUGAUCCAACGGCUCUAAUUUCCGGCGUAUUCGAUAAUAAGAGCGAGCUGCAGAGCGCUGAGUUUGGGCAUCGCCCAUGGCAGACGACGUAUGAGUACUCGGUGCUAGCUUGCUUCGUCCGCGCUGGAUGGGCAGACGCGGUGGAAGAGAUGUUGAGCAUAAAGGGAAAACCGAAACAAUAUGAAAAAGAAGACGAUGUCUUACAAUAUCAAGGAAAGGUCACCCGCUAUGUGUCACCAAUCAAUGCGUUGACGAAAGAAACAUGGAGCAAGCGACCAGAGGACGCACUUCGCAUACUAAGACUUUUGAUCGACAGAGGCUUUGAUCUAUGUCUCGCACAACGCACCGCCACCGAUCUGGGGGUGCGAACAGCGAUCGGGCGAGCGAUUUCAGCAGACGCUGCCCAAGGAGUCGAACUUAUCUUGCAGGCCCAAGGCGGGCUAGUACGAGAAGACGUCUUCUUCCGUCGAAACAGAAGAGAGAUAAAUGCUCUACCACUAGCUGCUGCUCUUUCGUUCAACUCUCUAGAAGCGGCGCGUGUGCUACUUCGCGCUGGCGCGCAUCCUCGAGAUCCAGCGUUUGAUGACAUGAACGUACUGCAGUUCGCCGCCUAUCACAGUAGUGCAACCAAUUCUUCGAUGCUUACGGAAAUGAUUGGCCUUGCCCCGGAACUAACGUACGACGCGUUGAGUUUUGCCAUCAACGGCAUCAACAAAGAUGCAGUACGUGUGCUUCUGGACAACAUCUCCGCAGCCGCUCGACGCGAACAGAUCGCCGCUCUGCCGCCUAUUCACGAUAUGCUUCUCCACUGCACUCCUCCCACCAAACCGGAGCUCAAAACGCAAUACCUAGAGCUCAUCGACAUGAUCGUGCAGUGGGACGUUGGAUACGCGCUACAAUGUCCGCAACUUCCGGCAAUCUUGUCGGCAAUUCGAAAAGACAACUACAUUGGUAUGGAGAAGCUGCUUCAACUUGGCGUAGUAGAUGGCAGCAGCCUAGUGUUGAACAGUAGAGCGCAGCCGCGUGGGGAGUUGGGUAUGUGGACUAUGUUGGAAUGUUGUGAGUUGACAGACAGGAGUUCGGAGUGGUUGGGCCUAUUGAGGAACUUUGGGGCGCCAUUGUAUCAUUGA